AUGUCACAACAAGCUUCACGAGCUGAUUUUGUCCCAAGGCGUUAUGGCUUAUAUCCAAUAUAAUGAAUAGAAAAAAUUUAUUUACUAUUUUUCUAUUAUAAAUACAAUGAUAAUCUACUAUUCGAAAUUUCAAUUAACUAUUCAUUGUAUACAAUACUCCCCUCCAGCAAUAGUCCUUGAAUAUUUUGUACCCUCGAAAAAUAAGCUUUAUCACCACAAAAUGGACUUAAGAGAACUUGAUCCUGCUCAUGACCCUGAAGAUUGAUUGAAUUUUCUCAAGCAAAAUCAUGGGAUAUAUAUUGAUUCACGUAUUGUAGACGAGCCACAACUUAUUAAUCUAAUUGAACAUCUUCAGAGUCAAAUUUCAUCAGGCGGAAUUGAUUUCAAUAACCUAUCUCCUGAGGAACUUGAGGAAUAUCGACGACAAAUGAACGAAAUGUAUGGAUCCGAAGAAGAAGAAAAUUGGCUCUAUGCUAUUUGAUCGGCUUUUUGAUAAAUAGAAAUUUCCUCGGGAAUUUUGUUCGAAAAUUUUUCUUCGUGAGACAUUUGCUCGGAAAAACCAUCAAAUUUUGAUCAAAUGUUUAUGAGGAAAAAAUUUCGACCAAAUAUCACAGAAGAAAUGUCUCACUAUCAAAAAGCCCAGAGAAAAAGCAUGCACCUCGAAAAUCAUAGAUUUUAUGGAAAUGAAGAAGAAUUUGAAAGCGAUGAAGAGAAUAGCGGAGAUUUAAGCUUAUAA
Molecule: messenger RNA, 736 nt
Organism: Blepharisma stoltei
Lineage: Eukaryota; Ciliophora; Heterotrichea; Heterotrichida; Blepharismidae
Source: the annotation of a GenBank genome assembly